AUGCGUGUUUUGGGUCCUAUGUUUAGCUGACCCGUCGACGCCUGAUUACAUGUUUGCAACUUUAAAGAAUCAAAAAUGACGUUACGUGUGUUUUAACAUAAUUGUGUUUCAUAACACACAACUAUGUGUAUUUCCUCUCUAUUGGUUUGAUUAUAUAUUUUGUAUUUGAUAUGUACGUGUUAAACGAAUCCGGCGUUCAUGAAUACUACCUAAGAAUGGCUACAAGGCUGGACUUCCUCGCUUUAUGAAUGUAUUAAGAAUUGUCAGCUAACUUUGAAGCGGUGCUCGUCCGGGUAAGUAACACACUACAAGUGAAAUAGUCUGGAGGACAUUUCAACUUUGAUAGUACAUUUAGUCCUCUGUUAUUAAGAGGGCAUUCCCCCAAAGCUACAAGCAAGCUGUGUGAACACUUGACAGCUGCAGCAGCAUGGCUGCUCUAUCACUGUCCUGUUGGACUAAUCUCCAUCUGAGACCACAGAACAUACGGGCACUUCUUCAGAAGACCGUCUGUGUUGGUCCCAACCGAGACUCCAGACACUGCAGCUCUGGGAAGCACAAAAGGAGGGUUGUUAUCACUGGCAUAGGGUUAGUGUGUCCUCUGGGCACAGGGACUGCACUUACUUGGGACCGCCUCAUCAAAGGCCACAGUGGGGUUGUCGCUCUUCACUCAGAGGAGUACGCGUCUGUUCCCUGUAAAGUGGCGGCACUGGUGCCCAGAGGAGAUGACCAGGGCCAGUUUAAGGAGGAGAGGUUUGCCUCUCGUGGGGAGAUUAGCAGCAUGUCUCCGGCCACUGUGAUGGCCCUUGGAGCUGCUCAGUUGGCCCUGGAGGACUCAGGUUGGCACCCCAAAACCACGGAGGAGCAAGUCAACACUGGGGUGGCUGUUGGCAUGGGCAUGGUGUCAUUGGAGGAAAUCGCUCGCACCUCCUUUGCCUUCCGAGAAAAGGGCUACAAAAAAGUCAGUCCCUUCUUCGUGCCUCGCAUCCUUGUCAACAUGGCUGCUGGACACAUAAGUAUCAGACACAAACUGAAGGGUCCCAACCACGCUGUGUCCACAGCGUGCACCACGGGCGCACACGCCAUCGGCGAUGCCGCCAGGUUCAUUGCCCACGGGGAUGCAGAUGCUAUGGUCACAGGGGGGACAGAAUCCUGCGUGGGGCCCCUGUCAGUCGCCGGCUUCGCCAGGGCGCGCGCCCUCGCCACCAAAUGGAAUGACGACCCCGCGCAGGCGUCACGGCCCUUUCACCCUGAGCGAGAGGGCUUCGUGAUGGGCGAGGGAGCGGCGGUGCUCCUCCUGGAGGAGCUGGACCACGCAGUGGGAAGAGGAGCCAGGAUCUACGCAGAGAUCCUGGGUUACGGACUCUCCGGCGAUGCCAGCCACAUCACUGCACCCACUGCAGAUGGAGAUGGAGCCUUCAGAUGCAUGUCUGCAGCCCUCAGAGAUGCCGGCGUCUCACCGGCAGACGUGACGUACGUGAACGCUCACGCCACGUCUACGCCUUUGGGCGACGCGGCCGAAAAUGCCGCCAUCAAGAGGCUCUUCCGGCAUGCAGCGGAGAACCUGGCGGUCUCUUCCACCAAGGGGGCAACCGGACAUCUGCUCGGGGCCGCGGGGGCCCUGGAGGCCGCGUUCACCGCUUUGGCCUGCUACCACGGGGUCCUGCCCCCGACUCUCAACCUGGACCGGACCGAGCCGGACUUCAACCUGAACUAUGUCCCCCUCACAGCGCAGCCGUGGCACGUUCAGGGCCGCAGGGUCGCCCUCACAAACUCGUUCGGAUUUGGCGGCACCAACGCCUCACUGUGUCUCACCAGCGUCUGAUGACACAGUUCUUCAACCGGUGUCAUAGAGUUUCACUCACUGAAUACGUUUUCAGCAGAAAGUACUACUAGUUGGUGCCGUAGAGCCAGGCUCCAACGGAGAUGCAGACUUGGUGUGUAUUAUAAAUUAUUAAAGGGAUAGUUUUAAAAAAUGCUCGUUGUAAUUUCCUCAAGCUGAAGGUGACAUUUUCAAAUGUCUCCCUCUGUCUGAACAACAGUCUAACAAUGUUCAAUUUACAAUUGAAUCAAACAAAGCAAAGCUGGAAACUACUUCUAUUAUUUUGUUUUUCAAAAUAGAAAUAGUUGCUCAUUUAUUUUUUGUUUUAUAACGGCACAAGCCGAAAAGGUUGAUAAUUUAAUAACUUAACUUAAUAUCUUAAACUAUGUCUUUUUCAUGUAUAAUCUUAAUCUGAAAAAAAAACUAGUAAUUAUAGCUGUGGUGAAGUAAAAAGUUAAUUAUUUCCCAGUGGAGUAGAAGUAGCCUGUAUAGCAAACAAAAGUACCUAAUAAUAGCACUUGUGCACUUUAGUAAAUGUAGCACUACUCAUAAUUGUGAUCCAGUCCCAACAGCUUC
Messenger RNA from Cyclopterus lumpus (lumpfish), 2395 nucleotides. RefSeq names its product 3-oxoacyl-ACP synthase, mitochondrial (gene oxsm). The record is from RefSeq and is a predicted model, not a curated record. The transcript is spliced from 2 exons. The coding region runs from base 428 to 1822 and encodes 464 amino acids. Lineage: Eukaryota; Metazoa; Chordata; Actinopteri; Perciformes; Cyclopteridae. Gene Ontology annotation, molecular function: 3-oxoacyl-[acyl-carrier-protein] synthase activity. Gene Ontology annotation, biological process: fatty acid biosynthetic process.